UCCUUCCAAACGGAGGGAGGCAAGAGGAGAGCCGGGAGCGAAGAAACCGCACGAAAGGCAAGGAUUCCGACGAGGUCUGAGGGGGAGGAUGGGAACGCCAGCCGAGCCUUGAUGAGGACUCCCAUGCGGCUUCCCGAGCCCUUUCUUCCCUUCCGCCCUCAGCGCAGGAGGGCGCCAUGAACGGUUCCAGGCACCAAGAGAUGAUCGAACUGCAGAACCUGGGGCUGGAGGAGCAGCUGGACCUGACGCGCGGCCCGCGAGGCACGGCCGAACGCCCCGUCCGCUUAGAGCGCGCCAACGCCUUGAGGAUCUCUCCCGGAAAAGUGCCCGAGCUCUUGACCCGCGUUCGCCAGAUCCGCCUUCUGGGCGGCCAGACCGAUCCCAAAUUGACCGAGGAGCUCGGCGAGGGGCACCUCUUCAGAUCCUGCACUCAGAGUCAACCCACCUGGUGCGAUCUGUGCGGGGAGUUCAUCUGGGGCGUUUACAAAAAGCGCCUCCGUUGCAUCUAUUGUAAGUUCAUCUGUCACUACCGAUGCCGUGCUCUGAUUCGACUUGAUUGCAGGGGUCCCAGAUAUAAAAACGAGCAGGAUGAAGGCAAUGAGCAGACAAUAGAAAAAGACACUAAUGUGGAUGAACAGAUUGACUGGGAGAAACCCAUUCUGUCCCAAGCUGACAUUGAACAAAAGAUAAAAGAAUAUAAUAGCCAGAUAAACAGUAACCUCUUUAUGAGUUUGAAUAAAGAUGGGUCCUAUACUGGCUUCAUUAAGGUACAACUAAAGCUGAUCCGGCCUGUGUCAGUACCUGCCAAUAAGAAAGCACCCUCAAUCCAGGACACUAGGAAGAGUUCUAUACGUAGCCAGGCUGUAAAGCGCCGAACUUCAUUCUACUUACCAAAGGAUACAAUCAAGCAUCUGCAUAUAAUUUCUCGUACACGGGCCAGUGAAGUCAUUGAAGCCCUGCUCAAGAAAUUCAUGGUUGUUGACAAUCCCCGCAAAUUUGCCCUCUUUGAGAGAACAGAAAAAGAUGACCAAGUAUAUAUCCGUAAGCUUUCUGAUGAGGAGCAGCCCCUGCGUCUCCGACUACUUGCUGGUCCUAAUGAAAAAACACUCAGUUUUGUUCUGAAGGAAAAUGAGACUGGUGAAGUCAAUUGGGAUGCCUUUAGCAUGCCUGAAUUGCAGAACUUUCUGCGUAUCCUGCAGCGUGAAGAAGAGGAACAUACUCGGCAGAUUCUGCAGAAAUAUGCCCAUUGCCGCCAAAAAAUGCAAGAGGCUCUAGCUGCUCGCACCCCAGGUUGAUGAAAUGCUGUAUCCCACACCCAGCACUCCAGUAAGAGAAGAUGCCAAAAGCAGUGAAGCCUAGUGGACUGCAAACGAAGUGAUCCUUCGACUGGGAUGAAUGUAUCUCUGGAAGUGGUGGGGAAGGGACAGCAGGAAUGUAUGGAUCUCUUUGUGAGCCUUUGAUCAGUGCAUGUGUGUGCUCCCUUGGAGUGAGUGGAUAGUAAAUGUUGCAUGCAUGGCACAUUGGGGUCAGGUGAGAAAACAAAAAGGUGUUUGCAGAAUGUGUCUGCAGAAUGUGUCUGAAGAUGGGGAUUUUAGGGCAAUACUAUAGCACUGUUACUGAAAAAAGUGCCAAAAAGCUAGUGCCACUUUUACAGUAAAAGACUUGCUGAGCUAUGUUUCUCUGGGAUUGGAAUUGGGCAGGAUUUGUGGUUAACUUGAAAACAACUAGAGUAGCUUUGAAUCUAGAAGUAUUCCAGGAAGAGAGGUAUCCAUGGCACUUUUCUUUAAAAAAUAUAUAUUUGUUAUUUUUGUAUAAGGUAAUUAAGAUUCCUUUUAAGGGACUAGUGUAAUUCACUCAACCCUGUUUAAGCUCAUCUUUAGGUAAGAAUUUCAUGGUCAGUCUGAUUAAGUGAAAUCCACUGCCUCUUAUCUGAAGUCAUUGAGACUUGAUCAUACAGAGAAAUGGAGACUAAAGUUUGCCUUCUCUCAGGACUAUAGAAAAACAGUUGACAGGAACAUUGAUAUAUAUGUAUAAAAUAUUCUGCCAAUAUCUCUCCUUUAUUUUGUUCUCUUUAUGGAAAGAUUGGAUCUAGCUGCUUGAGAAAUCUCAGAACUCAGGCUUCUCUUCUGCUAUAAACAUAACUACUUACUUUUUUUUUAUAUGGGCACAUGCAUGACAGAGAUCUUGAUGUAUGGCUGUGGAACAUCUUAGUUUGGGGAAGAACAUAGCAGGAAAUGUCCUGGGUUGCUGCUCAAAACAUCUGUAGCAUGGGAGGCAUUCGUACUGCUACAUUAGGUCUCUUUAGGAUUUAAUAGUCGAGUAUAUUUGUCAGAGCAUUGAAAAAUACUUUUUUAAAAAAAAGUUAGGCCUCUGCCACUUCUGGGGAAUCCUGUUUAAAAUUGUUAACUAUCUUGAACAUUGAAUGGAUUAACUAGGAUUGUUCAUUGUUUGAACUGAAUGGAUAAAUCAUUUUGGGGGAUUGAUUAGGUUAUGAAUGAUACUGCUUAUAUACCAAUCAAUAAAUGAUUCAGGGAUGAGAAA
Molecule: messenger RNA, 2541 nt
Organism: Pseudonaja textilis
Lineage: Eukaryota; Metazoa; Chordata; Lepidosauria; Squamata; Elapidae
Gene: RASSF1
Product: Ras association domain family member 1
Biological process (GO): Ras protein signal transduction
Cellular component (GO): microtubule cytoskeleton; nucleus
Source: RefSeq, a predicted model, not a curated record